Brassica rapa (field mustard) is the source of this 3042-nucleotide messenger RNA. RefSeq names its product protein DETOXIFICATION 43. Gene Ontology annotation, cellular component: membrane. Gene Ontology annotation, biological process: transmembrane transport. Lineage: Eukaryota; Viridiplantae; Streptophyta; Magnoliopsida; Brassicales; Brassicaceae. Gene Ontology annotation, molecular function: xenobiotic transmembrane transporter activity; citrate transmembrane transporter activity; antiporter activity. The record is from RefSeq and is a predicted model, not a curated record.
UGUUUGACUUUAAGUUAUAGGUCAAUUUUGCAAAAAUCCCUAUUAUCAACGCACAUUGGAUAGUAAAAUAAUAAUUUAAGCAUAGGAUAGCUUACAAAAGUAGAUGAUAAGAAACGUGAGGUAUCAAAUGUAGUUCAAUGGGUAUCGUGAUGAAAACACAAAAUAUUAGGUGAGGUGAAGGCGCAUAACACGCAAUAUAUAUAUAUAUAUAUAUACACUUAUAAAAACACUGCGUUAAGUAUUAACAAAUGCGAAAGAAGAGACAACUGAAUGUUAAGUGAGUUAAAAAAAAAAUGUUAGCAUCGUAAUUGGGAAUCCUACGUAGCCCACUUUCGUUGUAUAAAACUGUUUCGUUGAUUGUGAGCUGUGCUGCUACGUUGAUUGUGACUUCAGCGGCUACGUCACGUCUCUUAGACGUUUUCUGUUCACUAAAUGGUUUUGGUUUCAUACGCAAAUCGAAUACUUUUAUUUUUAUUCAUAUUCUAAUUUUCUUAACUGGAAUUUAUGAGGUGAAACUGAGAUUUAUGAGACUAUAAACAUGUCCAAGUUAAUUUUAAUAGUUUUUUUUUAAUAUAUUUAGAGAUCAUACUAUUUAUAUAUAAUAAUUUAAAAAAAAAAUUGGAGAUCAAAGUAAAUGUUUCAUCCGACUGUGUUUAGAAUUGAUCAUUAACCAGGACAGUGUAACUACGUUGUAAAUAUAUGCAAUUCCUAAAAUGUGCAUGCUUAUAUUUACAAAACGUACUGUAUAUCUUUUAGGAAAUUGUGAGUAUUUAUAUACAAUAACAAUAACAAUUAGGAUAUAUUUACAAGUCCCAUAGUUUCAACUUGUGACAAAAAUAAGUAUGCAUAAAAGUAAAUAAAGUAGGAUGUGAUUACUUUAUACAUAAAGCAAAGUUUAGAGAACGUAUGGACAAAAAUGAGAAAAGAGAAUAUGAAAGGAAUUUCUGUAUAAAUUGGAGCCAAGUAUUGGCACACACUUAUUAUAUUAGAGCCAAGUCCCACUCCUGGCACACGCCUAUUAAUAAUCCCCUUUAAACUCUCCCAAUACUCGCUUGUAUCACUACUCAUCUCAAGUUCACGUGAUUACUUACAUAGCGUUGCCCACAUACAGAUAUUUUCAGACACGACAAACCAAACACAUAGACAGAGUUUCUGCGGAGAAGCUCCAUUGAUGACGGAAAUUAGUGAUCAUACUUCAGUUCCCGCCAGCGUGGUCACACAGAUCCCAUUUCUUGUUAUCUUCAAAGAUUUAACACAUGUAUUCAGUAAGGAUGCAAUUGGGCGAGAGAUACUAGGCAUAGCGUUUCCUGCGGCUUUGGCUUUAGCUGCUGAUCCAAUAGCCUCUCUGAUUGACACCGCUUAUAUCGGACGUUUAGGAGCGGUUGAGCUAGCAGCGGUUGGAGUAUCCAUUGCGAUAUUUAACCAAGCUUCUAGAAUCACGAUAUUCCCAAUUGUGAGUGUUACAACUUCCUUUGUCGCUCAAGAAGACACGAUGGAGAAGAUGAAAGAAGACGAAGCAAAGAAAAACAAACUUGUUCAUGCAAAUACUUUAGCUGUUCAAGAUUCUUUGGAGAAAGGCAUUGCGUCACCCACAAGUAACAACAUUAACCAGCCGCAGCAAACGCCAGCUUUAGAUGCAAAGCCAAGCAGCGGAAACAAAGCAAAUAAGAAAGAAAAAAAGAAUAUUAAAUCGGCAUCAACGGCCAUGAUCAUAGGGUUAAUCCUAGGCCUUGUGCAAGCUAUAGUCUUGAUUUUCAGCUCGAAAGUGCUCCUAGGUGUCAUGGGAGUGAAACCGAAUUCUGCAGUGUUAUCACCAGCGCACAAAUACUUGACCAUACGAUCACUAGGUGCUCCUGCAUUGCUUCUGUCGCUUUCAAUGCAAGGCAUCUUUCGUGGCUUCAAGGACACCAAAACUCCUCUCUAUGCUACUAUCGUAGCAGAUGUUAUCAAUAUAAUUCUCGACCCAAUUUUCAUCUUUGUGCUUCACCUUGGCGUCAGCGGUGCAGCCAUUGCCCAUGUCAUUUCUCAGUACUUCAUGACUCUAAUACUAUUCAUCCGCCUCGCGAGUAAAGUUAAUUUGAUGCCACCAAACUUUGGAGCUUUGCAGUUCGGCAAGUUCCUUAAAAAUGGGGGACUAUUGCUGGCAAGGACCAUAGCUGUGACGUUUUGUCAGACACUAGCAGCAGCAAUGGCGGCUCGGCUAGGAACAACACCAAUGGCUGCAUUUCAAAUCUGUUUACAAGUCUGGUUAACUACGUCCCUCCUGGCAGAUGGUCUUGCUGUAGCCGGUCAGGCGAUUCUUGCUUGUUCUUUUGCCGAGAAGGAUUACAAUAAAGUGUCUUCUGCUGCAUCCCGUGUUCUACAGAUGGGUUUUGUGCUAGGACUUGGACUGUCCGUUUUUGUUGGACUAGGACUAUACUUUGGUGCUGGAAUAUUCACCAAGGACCCUGCUGUUAUUCACCUCAUAGCCAUUGGAAUACCGUUUGUAGCGGCGACACAGCCAAUAAACUCACUUGCUUUUGUGUUGGACGGAGUCAAUUUUGGAGCAUCUGAUUUUGCUUACACUGCAUACUCCAUGGUAGGAGUUGCAGCCAUAAGCAUUGCAGCAAUAAUACACAUGGCAAAGUUCAAUGGUUUUCUCGGAAUAUGGAUAGCUCUUACCAUCUAUAUGGGCCUUCGAGCUAUUACUGGAAUUGCCAGGAUAGCAACAGGAACUGGACCGUGGAGAUAUUUGCGUGGACGAUCCCCUUCAUCUUACUAGGACUUAGUUUAUAAUGAGAUGCACCUUUUUCGUCUUUCUUCGUUUUUGUUGUAUAUUUCUUGUGUUCUUUUCACAUUUUGCACGAAAGAGCUCUCUCUCUCUCUCUUGUUUAGCUUAAACACUAGUUGCAGAUAAAUAAUUUGAUCAGGCGAUUAUGUGGAGCCCUGGAUGGCUAGACAUUUUCUUUGUGGAAAUGUCUGGUUAGGCUAAGGUGCUUCAAAGAAGUCUGUAACUCACAUCUAUGCGCUAUGUCCAUAAUAAUACUACUUUUUGCAAACUCA